Molecule: messenger RNA, 1647 nt
Organism: Labrus mixtus (cuckoo wrasse)
Lineage: Eukaryota; Metazoa; Chordata; Actinopteri; Labriformes; Labridae
Gene: gpx8
Product: glutathione peroxidase 8 (putative)
Exons: 3
Coding region: 35-667 (210 amino acids)
Biological process (GO): response to oxidative stress
Molecular function (GO): glutathione peroxidase activity
Source: RefSeq, a predicted model, not a curated record
CUCCUCCCGCACGGUUCGUUCUCCCCCCUCCAAGAUGGAGGCCUUAGGGGGCUACCCGGCCAAGUCCUCUAACCCAAAAGCGAAAAUGUUGACGGUCCUGCUCAGCAUGACGGUCGGUGUGGGUUGUUUGUUCCUCCUGCAGACGCAGCUGGUGAAGCCCAGAAAACCUCGGGAUUUCUAUUCGUUCGAAGUGAAAGACGCGAAGGGGAGGACGGUUUCUCUGGAGAAGUACCGAGGAAAAGCGUCUUUGGUUGUAAACGUGGCGAGUCACUGCGAGCACACGGAGGCGAACUACAGGUCUCUGCAGGAGCUCCACAGGGAUCUGGGCACCUCUCACUUCAACGUUCUGGCCUUUCCCUGCGGUCAGUUCGGGGACACGGAGACCGGGACCAGCCGAGACAUCGAGGCGUUCGCCAAGUCCACCUACGGCGUUACUUUCCCUUUCUUCAGCAGGAUCAAAAUAAUGGGCUCAGAGGCAGACCCUGCCUUCAGGUUCCUCACAGAUUCUGUGCAGAAACUCCCCAAGUGGAACUUCUGGAAGUUUCUGGUGAACCCAGAAGGGAAAGUGGUCCGCUUCUGGCGAACAGACGAGUCCAUGGAGAGCGUCAGGCAAGAGGUGGCGACGUUGGUGCGAGAAAUCAUCCUGAAGAAGCGGCAGGAGCUUUGAUGGAAAGCUUACAUCAACACAUACUGAACACAAAUCUAUGUGGUGUCCAUGUUUCCAGCAGAGGACUGACUGAACUCUGAACUGUUACAGUGAGUGUGGUCAGGAGAUGUCUCGCUCCAGGAACAGGGAAGGAUAAAAAAAAAAAAAAAAGAUCCAGUAGUUUUAGCCUUCAAGUCAAUGAGCAGUCACUCACAGUUAGUCACCAUGUGUGAGUCUGUGUUUGCAUGUGAAAGGGGAUCAUCCUGAGGUUGACAAUCAUUAUGAACAUUCCUGACAAAGACCACCGCUGCAGCUGAAGGAUUGUUAAGCCAUCGAAGUGGAUUUUUAUAAAUGUUCAGUUAGAAUUGAGUCUCUCCUUCAUACCAACUCUUUAUAAUGUUUACAUCACAAAUAUUUCUUAAGGAGUAGUAUUAGAUUUUGUCCUAUUUUCACUGAUUUGAGCCCAGUAAACUUUCCAUCCUACAUUAAAACAAGUUUUCUUUUCUGUAAUAAAUUACUUCAAUGCAUUAAUUGAUUAUCAAAACCAGUCGGGAGCAAUAAAACAGCUGACAACUACUCAACAAGCUGUUUCAGCUUUAAGUCUGAAUGUUUAAAAACGGAAAUUUCCCCUUGCAGGGAUCAAUAAAGUAAAUCUUCUUCUUUAUGUACAAACUGUUGCAGAAAUUAAGACUCCUGAAACCCAAUCAUCCUUUCUGAACCGGUAAAUGUUAACUGCAAAGGUCUGUGGUGUUGAUUUAAAUGGUCAGUUGGAGGGCAGAAGCAGGUAAGCUGGCACACACAAAAUCAACCAGCUAACAAGACACUGCCUACCAGCCAGCCAUGAACUGAGAAACGUCAGCGUUAUCCUUUUGAACUGUUAUAUGUGCGCCUGCUUUUCAAAAUAUCCCCCUGUUUAUUUGAGUCUAGAGGAUGCCCGUGUUUCCUGAUGAACCAACAUUUUCACCAUAUCUCAACGCAUCCAAUAAACGAGUAAAUUAUAA